AUGAAGGCCGCGUUUUUGAGAUCGGUGCUCAGGAGAGGCGGCGGCGCUUCCGCAUCCCUUAUUCCGCGGCGGAGGUUCUCGUCGGAGGCCGCGCCCGCGCGGAAGGUCGCCAUUUUGGGAGCUGCAGGAGGUAUCGGCCAGCCGCUCUCUCUUCUACUCAAGCUGAAUCCUCUCGUAUCGAGUCUCGCGCUUUACGAUAUCGCCGGCACCCCCGGCGUCGCCGCCGACGUUAGCCAUGUCAAUACCAGAUCCGAGGUGAAAGGGUAUGCAUCAGAAGACUAUCUAGGGAAAGCUCUGGAAGGUUCCGAUCUAGUUAUAAUACCUGCCGGUAUACCUCGAAAGCCAGGCAUGACCCGCGACGAUCUCUUCAAAAUUAAUGCCGGAAUUGUUAAAUCACUUUGCGAGGGCAUUGCCAUGUAUUGUCCCAAUGCUCUUGUAAAUAUAAUUAGCAACCCCGUAAAUUCAACUGUUCCAAUCGCUGCCGAAGUUUUCAACAGCAAAGGAGUAUAUGACGAAAAGAAACUGUUCGGUGUUACCACCCUUGAUGUGGUCAGGGCUAAAACAUUCUAUGCCGGAAAGGCGAAUCUUAAAGUUGCUGAUGUCAAUGUUCCCGUUGUUGGUGGUCAUGCUGGAAUUACGAUUCUUCCGUUGUUUUCGCAAGCCACACCUAAAGCAAAUCUUGGGGAUGAAAAGAUCGAAGCUCUUACAAAAAGAACUCAAGAAGGAGGAACUGAAGUCGUUGAAGCCAAGGCUGGAAAGGGUUCGGCUACGCUCUCAAUGGCCUAUGCUGGCGCGAUAUUCGCUGAUUCUUGCUUGAAGGGACUUAACGGGGUCGAGGAUGUCGUGGAAUGUUCGUUCGUGCAGUCCUCUGUGACCGAGCUACCUUUCUUUGCAUCAAAAGUGAGGCUCGGCAAGAAAGGCGUAGAGGAAGUCCUCGGGUUGGGUCCUCUAUCCGAUUACGAGCAACGACGGCUUGAAGCCCUGAAGCCUGAACUGAAAGCUUCGAUCGAAAAGGGAGUUGCAUUUGUUCGCAACAAUUGAAUACGAUCAGAUCCAUGAUCCAAUGAAUAUUUUCUUUUAGU
Andrographis paniculata is the source of this 1082-nucleotide messenger RNA. Its product is annotated as malate dehydrogenase, mitochondrial-like. NCBI's taxonomy places the organism in Eukaryota, Viridiplantae, Streptophyta, Magnoliopsida, Lamiales, Acanthaceae. Gene Ontology annotation, biological process: malate metabolic process; tricarboxylic acid cycle. The coding region runs from base 1 to 1041 and encodes 346 amino acids. Gene Ontology annotation, molecular function: L-malate dehydrogenase (NAD+) activity. The transcript is spliced from 7 exons. The record is from RefSeq and is a predicted model, not a curated record. Gene Ontology annotation, cellular component: mitochondrion; cytoplasm.